This is a messenger RNA of Macroventuria anomochaeta, 2520 nucleotides long. RefSeq names its product WD40 repeat-like protein. Bases 242 to 2362 code for a protein of 706 amino acids. Lineage: Eukaryota; Fungi; Ascomycota; Dothideomycetes; Pleosporales; Didymellaceae. Gene Ontology annotation, molecular function: protein binding. The transcript has 2 exons. The record is from RefSeq and is a predicted model, not a curated record.
GGCUGCUGUGCACGCUCCCUGUCUAUUAAUUACCGCUAUUGCUGCUGCUGCUGCUGCUGCUGUUGUUGUUGUUGUUGUUGCGAUACACCGCUGCACCGCUCCACACUCCUUGAAUUCCUAGCUCCUCGCCCUGCACGCCCACGACUCGCUGCACGUUUCGGCCUCAAGCCGCCCUCACCCCCUGGAAUUGGCCUGCAUCGAACUCGUGCACACCGCUGCAUCGCUGCCAGCAGACGCUCCAAUGCAUCGCAGUCUGGCUUCCCGUCCGAAGACAUCCUCCGCUGCGAACGACGACACACACACCACGCCCUUCGACCACACCAUGAAGAGGACGGCGUCGCAAACCUUCAGCACGAGCAACUACUACGACACUGAGCGCUAUGGCAUGGCUCUCGACGCCGUGAACGAGGCAGAAAACAGCAGCCACGGUGAAAGUGCGCUUUCCAGAGCGCUUGGAAACCUCACAGGCACUUUCACCCGCCAAAAAAGCCGCAGGAGGUUAUCUUCUUUCUCGUCCGCCUCUGCUGCUCCGUCGCGCCACCGCAGAGGAUCCAUCCAGAGUUUCAUUGACAGCCUGCCUUCUUCAACCACGGCCCGCAAGUCCAGCAACGAGCAACAGCGUCUGCCCCUGCCACACACAGACUCCGGCAUCCCCUCGCUCCCUGUCCUCACGCCAUCCCCUACCAGCGCCAACAAGGGCUUUUCACUCAAGCGCUUCAGUUCUAUACGUAGGAGACCGGCCACAUCCCUUCCUUCAGGAGAAUCAUCCAAGACACCACAACAACACACAUCUCUCUUGACAGCUCAACUCAUGGGAGGCGCCUCUGCACGACAAUCGGCCGCGGCUGCCAACGAGAGCCGUUUGAACCAGCUGCGACGCGAACAAGAGCACACACACCGCUUCCUCAAUGGUCUCAUCUCCUCAGACAAGCCUCAAUUCUGCGAUGUAGACUUUAACGACAACGAGAGCGGUGUCGACAUGACAUGCUCCUCCCCCAUUGUUAGGACGGAUAGUGCUACCGAUAAGAAGAUGACCGAUCCGUUCCAGCGUUUGCCCGCCGAACUCGCUACUGCCGUCCUUGCAAACCUCGACGCAACAUCGCUCGCUCGCGCAGAACAAGUCUCACGCCACUGGCACGAGCACGCCGCCUCGAGCCACGUCUGGCGCAAUGUCUUCCUCCGCAAGUACGAGCCCGAAGUUCACGUUUCGCCUGCACCAAUUCAGAUGGGUGGUUCAGGAGUCGGCAAGCAAGCAAAUGGCAAGCCGGCUCCUGCGCAAGAUUGGAAGAAGAUGUACUCUGCACGAAGCACAAUCAACAAGCGGUGGAAGGCCGGUACUCCCGCUGCUGUCUACCUCAACGGUCACACAGACAGCGUCUACUGCUGCCAGUUUGACGAGAACAAGUGCAUUACUGGAUCUCGCGACCGAACAAUUCGUGUAUGGGACCUGAAGACGUAUAAGUGUGUCAAGGUGUAUGGUGGACCUAACCACCGCCCUACAAUCAACACGCCGUUACCUAUGGAGGAGCGUUCCGAACGCGUCAUCAGCCACCCCUCCGUCAACGGCACCAAGGCCGGCAACAAGAUCUACCACGUCCCUGCCGACUACCACGAUGCAUCGAUUCUUUGCCUGCAGUACGAUCACGAGAUCAUGGUCACAGGCUCCUCCGACUAUACCUGUAUUGUCUGGGACAUCACCGGUGAAGAGUAUAUUCCAAUGUACCGCCUCCGUGGUCACGAAGCUGGUGUAUUGGAUGUUUGUUUGGACGACAAGUACAUCAUCUCGUGCAGCAAGGAUGCCAUGAUCAAGGUCUGGGACCGCAAGACUGGUGUCUGCAUUCGCACGCUUAAGGGGCACCGUGGUCCCGUCAACGCUGUCCAGCUCCGUGGCAACCUUCUCGUGUCCGCAAGCGGAGAUGGUAUGGCUAAGCUGUGGAACCUCGAGACUGGUGCUUCCAUCAAGGACUUCCCAUCUGAGGAUAGGGGCCUUGCAGCUGUCGAAUUCUCUGAUGAUGCUAAGUACGUCCUUGCCGGAGGUAACGACCACGUCGUGUACAAGUUUGACGCCAACUCUGGCAAUCUCGUCCACAGCCGCGUCAAGCACGAAGGCCUCGUCCGCUCGUUGUUCCUGGAUGCCUUCAACGGUCGUAUAGUAUCCGGCUCGUAUGAUCAGAGCAUCCAAGUUUCCGAUUACGAGACGGGGGCGACAUAUGCUGUGUAUAAGAACUGGACAACGAGCUGGAUACUCUCCGCAAAGAGCGACUACCGACGUGUGGUCGCCACCAGCCAAGAUGGCCGCACAUUGAUUCUGGACUUCGGUCACAACGUGACUGGAUCUGAGUUGCUUGUUGGAGAGAAGUAAGUGAGUGCCCGCUCGCUCACAUCUGUCUAACAGCAGCACUAGCCUCGCCAUCAUGUGCCUCGCCACGCAGCGAUCCGUGAUGAAGAGGUACGGGAGAAUAUCCAGCUGGAGUAUCUGGCUAAGCUCGGCCUGGGUCCCAAGAAGUCCGACACGGCCAU